UAUCAUUUUUUGUUGCAGUGAGGUGUCAGUGCCAAACAUCAUCAUCCUCAACACAUCAAAUGAGCAAUACUUCUUACCAGCUGAACCUGUGGAGAAUCUUCAACAGCUGCUCUACUUCUUUAACAGUGUACUGGAUGGCAGUGCUCCGGCUUUUGGAGGAGAUGGAAUAUUCCAAAGAAUCAAGCGUGUGGUUUAUGAUGCCAAAACUACAAUAAUGUCGGUGUUUCGCAGUUCACCGGUAUUGGGUUGCUUCCUGUUUGGCUUGCCAUUAGGCGUCAUCAGUCUCAUGUGCUAUGGAAUCUGCACAGCAGAAUCUGAUGACAGUACAGACGACAUGGAAUUCAUUAAGAGAGAAGGCUUUACGGAUGAGGACGAAGAGGAGAGUGAGAAUGAGGCGCGGCUUCAAAUAAAACACACAGGAGAAGAAGAUGAGGAGGAUGAAAAUGAAGAAGAGACUAAAGAAAAGGUUGAUUAAAAAAUAUACAUAUUAAUGUAACAAAUUGAAAUGCCUCUGUAUGAGAGGAACUAUUGGUCUAGGUCCUUUUGACUGGCUUGGUUUUCAUUGGGUUAUUUACUGUCUUAAUUGACCUUUUAUUUUCUGAAUGAUUCCCCAAAUGUCAAAUUUACACUGUAACUUGAUGAGGGUUGAGUAUAGCGUUAAAUUUUGUUCUGUGUAGUUUAAGGGUAGAUAAUAGCCAGUCAGUCACAAAUGGCACACAACAUGUUAAAAAAACAGUUCACAGAAUUACUCACCCUCAUUUCAUCCUAAGUGUACAGGACUUCAUUUAUUCAGCUGAACACAAUCAGUUAUAUUAAAUAAUACCAUGGACCUUUAUAGCUCUGUAAUGCCAUUUUUUAAGCUCCAAAAUAUCUGUAGCGGUUUUAGCUGCAUGUUAAAAUAAUGAUGAGUUUAGCUCACUAAAUAUGGUUCUCCACCAGAUCUAUCAUCACAUCCAUGAAAUGAGUUAUUUAAAACUUCAAUUUUAGUCAGGGAAUUAGUUUAGCUCAAAGGAAAAUACGUAUAAUAAUCGUCAUUAAGUAUACAUAUUUUACUGUUUAUGAUUAGCAGUAUAGUGAUAAAAAUACUUGUAUGUAUUCGUCCAGCAAAUACAUCAAUGAUAUUAUACACUUUAACGUUAUCUCAUGGCCACAAGUAACAUGACUUUACCAUACAGUAUUUAGAGCUGUAGCAUAGAUCGAAAAACAGUUUAAGUAUAAUUCAAUUUUAUUUAUAUAGCGCUUUUCACAAUGUGCAUUGUUCCAAAGCAGCUUUACAGGAGCAAAUAAGAAAAACACAGAAAGGUAAAACACAGCACAGUGCAUGGUGUUUAUAGACCAAGCAACAUCAUUAUAAUAAAUAAUAUCUAAUAAAUAAAUGAAUAAAUAAAUAAAUAAAUGCAGUCUCAUAAGUAUAAUAUGUGAGCGUUGAGCACAGAAAACCCAUCACAAGUGAAUAUUUGGUAGUUUAUUAAACUCUACUCUACACGGUGCGACAUAACGACGAUCGCAUAAACACAAACAUUACAUACAUGAAACACAAAUGCGCUAGAGAGAGAGAGAGAGAGAGAGAGAGAGAGAGAGAGAGAGAGAAAAUGGCAGCGAGGCAGGGCAGGUAAAGCAUUUCUGAACACCAAUAAAAUCAUCUUUAACAAAGAAACACAAACUUGAUGCAGCUAUUCUAUGUAUAGAAUCGGAUACUUGCGAGCUCUGUGCUGGAGCAAUAUCCGUAUGCGCGUGGAAAGAUGGAAAUGUUCAAAAGGUUUCAGAAUGCAGUCCUGCUGGAGCGCUGAGUUUAGGGUUUAGCCCUGGUGUCUGAAUUUUGCAGGGCCUAUGCGGCCUCCCAGCGGGGGGACCUGACCUGCCACAAGGUGGCCUGCGGGCCAAUGCCAUGAAAGCGAUAAGUGGGCCAUUGAAAGUUCCUUUGUUUCUCAUGGUGCCUUAUUUGCAUAGCUCUGACAGUAUGGUUAAUUUGCACCUAAUAACUAAACUUAGUUAUGGACAUAGUACGAUGCAUGUUAUAGUAUUAUAACAUAGCUCAUCAGAUAGGGCAGGGGUAUUCAAUUAAAGUUCCAAGAGGUCCAGUCUUUAUACUUUCUUCCAAACGGCGGUCCGGACAAUAUGUUUUUUUAAAUAACAAAAAAUAAAUAUUUAAUCAAUUUAGCCCACUUGGAUGUAGAGUUAGGUCCAUAAAUAUUUGGACAGAA
Molecule: messenger RNA, 2204 nt
Organism: Triplophysa rosa
Lineage: Eukaryota; Metazoa; Chordata; Actinopteri; Cypriniformes; Nemacheilidae
Product: protein disulfide-isomerase TMX3
Exons: 3
Coding region: 215-475 (86 amino acids)
Source: RefSeq, a predicted model, not a curated record